Fragaria vesca subsp. vesca is the source of this 1074-nucleotide messenger RNA. Its product is annotated as probable inactive poly [ADP-ribose] polymerase SRO2-like. The transcript has 4 exons. The record is from RefSeq and is a predicted model, not a curated record. Gene Ontology annotation, molecular function: NAD+ poly-ADP-ribosyltransferase activity. Bases 2 to 1021 code for a protein of 339 amino acids. NCBI's taxonomy places the organism in Eukaryota, Viridiplantae, Streptophyta, Magnoliopsida, Rosales, Rosaceae.
AAUGGCACAACUUAACGACCACCAACCCUCUAUCAUUUUUGACGACGACGAAAAAACCCACAAUUCCGGGUCGGAUCGCUCCGAAUCCGACUCCGUUUUCUCGGACCCCUUCGAGGUUUUCACCCGGAUCGGAUUACUUAAGGCGCAAGAAAAUGAUCCUCGCUACGUAAACAUCAAGAAGCAGUUAGCCGCGGCCAUGCAAUCCGCCGGAGUAAACGCUAAUGUUGUGGCGAUUCACCGGAAUACUUUCUCCGGUUCGACCAGGCACGCCACGUUGCAAGCACAUCGGAUUAUUGAGAAGGCGGUGGCUGAGAAAUGCGGCGGAAACGCCAAUGUGGGCUGGGGUUGGUACGGCGGCUCCAGAGAUUUGAUUUGCCGUACCGUUUUGCAUGGCUUCUUUUGUAGCAGAUCAGACCAACCCGGGCCUUAUGGUAUUGGAGUUCACUUGUUUUCUAACAACCAUUCUUUUGAUUGUGCAAGAUCAUCAGAUGCUGAUGAGAAUGGGCUGAGGCACAUUUUGGUAUGUAGAGUGAUAUUGGGGAAGAGAGAAAUGGUGCCGUUUGGAUCGAAGCAGUUUAGUCCGAGUUCUAUGGAGUUUGAUUCUGGUGUGGACAGUCUUGUGAAUCCCAAGAGGUUUAUCAUAUGGAGCUCUGACAUGAACUCUCAUAUUCUGCCUCUUUUUGUUGUCAGCUUCAGGGCUCCUGCUAACUUGAGAGAUAUUCCAAGGAGCAUUCAACCGAGUGCUGCUGCUGCUGCAGUAAGACAACCAGCACGCAGGUCUGCUACGUUGAAGGUCACUGAUAUAAUGAACGCAUUGGCCGAAGUCUUGCCUGCUCCUAGUAUGGUUCUGCUUAAAAAAUCUGCCACUGAUUUCAGGGCAAAAAGGAUAACCAGUGCUCAGCUGAUUAGAAGAAUGGGUACACUUGCGGGUAAAGAAUUGCUGGCUUCGGUGGUGAAAAGCUGUAAAAGGAGCGAGAGUAAUCCAAUUCACCAGAGGGAUGACACUAAUAAUGGUUCUUGAGGUGUUUGAUGCUAAAUGUAAAUCUUUGUUCAACAGCAGCUAGCUCCUUGCUC